This is a messenger RNA of Magallana angulata, 1421 nucleotides long. RefSeq names its product leucine-rich repeat transmembrane neuronal protein 3-like. The record is from RefSeq and is a predicted model, not a curated record. NCBI's taxonomy places the organism in Eukaryota, Metazoa, Mollusca, Bivalvia, Ostreida, Ostreidae. The coding region runs from base 164 to 1390 and encodes 408 amino acids. The transcript has 3 exons. Gene Ontology annotation, cellular component: plasma membrane. Gene Ontology annotation, molecular function: protein binding.
CAGGCUUCUGAUAGCGCUGAAUGAAGACCGUUUAUCAAAUUAUCAGAGUACAAACUCCAUUGUUGAAGAUGAGUAACAAACGCGAGAAGCCACGAACCCAUCGCUGUCUCCGGGUUUCUUUUACGUUGUUACUGAGACCAUACAGCAAAGGUCAUUUAUCCCCAUGAAGUCGUCAUCUUCCUUUCGCGGCGUCCAGGUUCGGAAAUGGUUUGUGUUUCUGGCAUGUGUUGAUAUAGUAUGGACAUUACAUGGAUGUCAAAAAUCAGAUUUAAGACCGGAGGUGUUUAACUGUUCAUUUAGUAACCUAACGUCAUAUCCCUCCACCGUACCUGCUGACGUCACUAUUCUAGAUGUAUCUCACAAUGCAUUGGAAAAAAUUGGGAUACUUAACACGACUUUUAUUACCCACCUGAAUCUGUCCAACAAUAUCAUACAAAAUAUACAGCAUAAUGCUUUCACAGAUAUGAAAAACCUUGUGAAGUUAGACUUGUCGUUUAAUUUAUUGAAAGGAUCUAAGUUAAUCAUUCAAAGAUACCGGUUUGAAUUAAGCGAGUUUCAUUCCUUAAAAUGGCUCAGUUUUCGUGGCAAUCCGCUGGGUUUCGUAUCAAGAAUGACAUUUACUCAGUUUGGAUAUCUGAAACUUGAGGAACUGGACUUGUCGUAUUGUGGAAUUUCUACGUUAGAAGAAAUGGCCCUUUCAAAUCUUGUGAGGUUGAAAAAGUUGCAUCUGCAAUAUAAUAACAUAGAAAACCUUUCUGGGGAAUCUUUCAACACGUUAGGCGAACUAGAAGAGCUCCACUUGGAUCACAACAAAAUCAGGACGUUAGGACAACUUACGUUCAUGUCGCUACAGACUCUUUAUUUGAAUUUCAACAACAUCGAUAGACUGAAAGGGGAUACACUUACCCACCUGGUUAAACUAAGAAACCUUGAAUUAGACCACAACAAACUGAGAUAUUUCGCGCCAAAUUCAUUCCCUGACGACUUACAAAGCGUAAGUCUGAACGGCAAUCCAUGGCGAUGUGACUGCAACAUGAAAUGGGUCCUAGAUAAUACGAAGUGGAAACAGUUUUUCCAGAAUAGCUCCUUAAUUUGUACUUUUCCAUCUCGAUAUCGUGGGAGGAACAUUUUAUCGUUAGAAGCAGACGACCUCAUUUGCCUGACGUCACCAUUAGGAAUUCUUACAAUCGUUUUACUUAUUCUAACCAUCAUGGUUCUUAUGGCACUCGGAACAACUAUAGUUUACAAAAAACGUCAUUGUUUUCCAUGUCUUAAGGAUCCCGAUGGUCACUACGUCGCUGUUUACACAACAGACGAUUAUCAGGAUGAACCUCGUGUGUCGAUUUCCGACGAGAAAACACUUGUUAAAGAAGUUGAAAUAUAUGCUUGAUUUUGCAUUAAAUGAAUAACUGGUCCAAUAA